AUGAUGAACGAAUCUAAUACAUUAACUACUACAAUUUUUACUGGAAACUCUAAUCAUGAUAUAAUAAAAGACCCUCCAACACCUUCAGUUAUAUCGUGGACAACAGAUGAUGUUGCAAAAUGGCUUGCGUCUUUAAAUUUAUCAAAAUUUAUUGACAAAUUUUGUACAGAAAAUGGUAUCGAUGGUCUAACAUUACUUCUUAUGAAAGAAGAUGAUCUUAAACAAUCACCUUUAUCAAUUAAACGUUUAUGUGAUAUUAAAAAAUUAUGGUAUCAUAUACGUUUACUUCAAUGUAAACAUAAUGAUUUUUAUUCAAAUUUUGAUAAUGAAACAGCAAAACAUAAUCAUUCAUCAUUAUCACCAACACAUUUACUUGAAACAAAUUUUCAUAAUACACAAUGCUCAUGUCAUAUAAAUAAAGAAAAAACAGUUUUUAAAACAUUAAAAGGAGAAAAACGUAAAACAUUUGCUAGUUUUAUUUAUGCAUUAAUUAUUGGUAUAUGGACAUCAUUUAUUAUGGUUGUUGUACAUAAUCGUGUACCAAAUGUACAAAAAUAUCCACCACUGCCUGAUCUAUUUCUUGAUAAUAUUCCACGUAUUAGUUGGGCAUUUGCUGUAAGUGAAUUUUUAAUUGUCGUUAUGGGUACAGCAUUUUUACUAAUUUUAAUGUUUCACAAAUAUUGGAUUGUCAUACUUCGACGAUUUUUUGCUCUUGGUGGUACUAUCUUUUUUCUUCGAUCAAUUACUAUGUUGGUUACAUCAUUGAGUGUUCCCGGUCCUCAUCUUGAAUGUAUUCCAGAACAAUAUGGAACAACUCGAGAAAUUUUUUCACGUUGGCUUCAAAUAUUUAUUUUUCAAGGAUUAUCAAUACAUGGUAUACGAUCAUGUGGUGAUUAUAUGUUUUCAGGUCAUACAGUUAUGUUAACAUUAUUAAAUCAUUGUAUAACAGAAUAUACAACAUCUGAUUUUUAUGUUAUUCAUCUUCUUUCAUGGUUUUGUAAUAUAUUUGGUAUGGUAUUAAUUUUAGCAGCGCAUGAACAUUAUUCAAUUGAUGUAUUCAUUGCAUUCUUUUUAACAAGUCGUCUUUUUCUUUAUUAUCAUUCAUUAGCUAAUAAUGCUGUCUUACAUUCGGUGUCAGACAAUCGUUUAUCAAUAUGGUUUCCAAUGUUUUCAUAUUUUGAAAAAAAUAUUCAAUGUAUGGUACCUAAUGUAUUUCGUAUUCCAUGGCCGUUAUCAUUGAUUUAUUCGAAUACUGACGACCAAGAAGCUACAAAUUCGAUUGCUGAAUUCAAUAAUGAUAAAUCUAAUCGUCAACGUAAACAACAAUAA
Rotaria sordida is the source of this 1329-nucleotide messenger RNA. NCBI's taxonomy places the organism in Eukaryota, Metazoa, Rotifera, Eurotatoria, Philodinida, Philodinidae. The record is from the annotation of a GenBank genome assembly.